Messenger RNA from Mya arenaria, 3135 nucleotides. RefSeq names its product RUN and FYVE domain-containing protein 2-like. The coding region runs from base 373 to 2580 and encodes 735 amino acids. The record is from RefSeq and is a predicted model, not a curated record. NCBI's taxonomy places the organism in Eukaryota, Metazoa, Mollusca, Bivalvia, Myida, Myidae. The transcript is spliced from 19 exons.
UUGAAGCGUCAUGUCAAUUCAAUGACAGCAAUGAUGCUGCAGCGCCUGAAAUAAUCAUUAAGACAAAUGUAAUGAUCAAUAAUGAUCAUAAAUUGAAGAUAUUCACAUGAUUUAAACAUAAUAUUUCAAGAAAAUGACAUGCUUUUUACUUCUUCGAUGUUCAAUCAUUAAAUGUGGAUCUGAAAUGUGUGUUUGCUUAUACAUUUUAAGGUAAUUGACACCGAAGCUCUGCCCAUAACAAAAGACAAUUAUCUAAAUGCGGACAUAAUUUAUACUAUCGAGUACAUGUAGUAAACGCUCUUUACAACGAAUCAUUUAAGUAAAGAGGAAGUUAUUUAGACGAGUGAUAUCUCAUAAUAAACAGUCAAUAAAAUGGCUACCGCUGACUACCAAGGUUUGGAUUUAACGGAUAAUUUUGGAUCAAAAUUCCAGGAAGACCGAAAGGACAUAAGUUCGAGACUCGGAAAGAGAACAGAAGAAGAAAUAAGAGAGGAGCAUCGGACUUUAAGGGUGUUACGCAAACUCGAGGGACAUCAAAGCCAAAUUAUCCAGGUCUUAUCUUCAAUAGAACGCGUAGUAUGCAGAACAACGUCAAAUGAGGGUCAAGAAAUUGACAAUCAUCCCCUAGACCAGAGUGAUAAAAGUGUCGACGCAAGCAGCCUUAACGUCGAAACAACACAGGAAAAGAAACAGAUAGCUGAGUUAAGCCAGCAGCUAGAUGAGACGAAAAAAACGAUCACAAAUUUUAAUAAAACGGUCGAAGAUAAUGAAAAGCAAAUAGACGUUUUGAAAGGUGAAGUCAGACAGCUCUCGGAAGAAAAGGAUCAGUUAAGUGGAGAUAGUGAGACAAACAAAGCAAGGCUAGAAGAACUUCAAAAGAAGGUUACAGACAAAAAUGAAAAGAUAAAAAAAAUCGAAGAAGAAAAGAGUACCUUAAUAAAAAGUAUUGAGGAAAAUAACGGUGCAGUAACAGCGCUUACGAUACAACUGGAAUACAAGACUAAUUUGGCACAGCUAGAAUGGCAAUUGCAUCAGAUGAGUGACACAGUUGAGCGAUACAGUGCUCUACAAGAAAGAUGUUCAUGUUUGGAAAGAGAGAUAGACACAAAAUCUGCGGAAGUAGAUUAUUUAAACAGAGAAAAGGAUGAUGUAUAUGCCGAGAUGAACGCACAAAGACAUCUUCAAGAAGAUCAUUCCGUGGAGCUAAAACAGAAAAUAGACGAAAAUGCAAUACUACGGAGGCAACUGUCGGAAAAAGAAACCAGGCUAAUUCUGCUGGUUGAGGAAAAAACUGGGGCCAAAUAUGAAAUUGAGAGACUGGAAAAAGAAAUGAAGAAGGAAAGGGAUCAAUAUGCCGAAACCCUAGAACUAGCAACAAAAGGAAAAGAAAGCUCAACCGACAUUGCGAAAAAGCAUAAAGAGUUGGAUGAUGCUAAAAGGGAAAUCGAAAAAUUCAAAAUAGAGAAAGAGGAAGAAAAAGCAAAAAAAAAAGUCGAACUUGACGAAGCAUCAUCUGAAAUGGCUUUAGUCCUAGAACAAUUGGCUACAGCAGACUCUGCAUUAUUAGAGGGAGCUGAAGCAUCCAAAAAAAAGCAAGAAGAGUUAGAUUUGGCAAAAAAAGAAAUCGAGCAACUCAGAAAGGCAGUCAAACGAGAAGAGGAUGAGAAGGAAAAAAAGACAGUCGAGCUAGACGAAGCAUCAUUUGAAAUAGCUACUCUUCAAGAUAGAUUGGCUAGAUUAGAGUAUGCAUUAUCGGCGGGAGCUCUACCACCCCAAAGAUCGUAUGACACUCCCGUCAAGAUUAACAUCAAGGCAAAAGGUGAGAGAACAUGUGAUGUGCAGGGGAUGGUGUGUACCGGACAAGGAAUCUUUGUCCUUACAGACUGGGACAAUAAAACCUUGAAGGCAGUUGACAUCAUAGGAAAGUCAGUGCUUUCUGUACUCCAACUUGAUGCUAGCCCGUUUGACAUAACUCAGCUUAAAGCCAACCUUUUAGCUGUCACCCUGCCUGAAGCAAGGCAAAUUGUUCUUGUUCAGUUGCUAUCAAAUGGAAAUUUAAAUGUGUUUGAAACAAUUUCUGUUACGGAGAAGUGCUUUGGAAUUGCAGUACUCGAUCCUGGCCAUAUUAUUGUGGUCAACUCAAACGUGGAAGUCUAUGAUCUUCAAGGAAACCGCUCUGAUAUUUUAGUUGACAUGAGGGACGAAAGUAUGAAAGACGAGUUUGAGGAGCUACAGUAUGUUGCUUUUGGUAACAAUUUGCUCUACCUCACUGACUGGGAGCAAAACUCUGUCACUUGCAUGUCUAUGGAUAAAGGAAUCAAACACCAGUUUCAGUUUACUGAAGAAAUUCUGCAUGAUCAUGGUGCACCGCUUGGUCUGGCGGUAUCCUCAACAGGAGCAGUUUUCGUAAGAUGCAGAAAAGGAGUUUAUCAACUGGACGGUGAUUUGCAAAAUGGUCGGUCUCUUGCACGUCGGCUACCCCGAGGAGUUUGCCUUGCAUACAGCGACUGGGAUCAAAAAGUCCUUGUAGCAUAUACAAAUAGCAACAUUGUUAUUGAAAUGGCAGUCAAUCACUCGUGAACCAUUUGAUUGCGAUAAAAACGUCCUUUUACAUCAGUUUCUCGUCAGAGUCUUCAACUACUUCGAGGUGGACACGGAAGCUCGAAAUUAAAAAGCGGAUAUGGUGUUGAUUUAGGAAAUGGUGCAUUCCAAUAUUGACAUAAAAAUGUUAACUUGAUGCCCCCCCCCCCCCCCCCUCCCCAGUGAAAUCCAUUGACCUAGUUAUGUGACUAAAUAUUGAUCUUGAAUAUAUACAUGAGUUAUAGACCUUUAGCUAAUGAGCAGAUCAUGUGACUUAAGACUAAUGUGCAACGAGGGAUUUAUUUAUCACUGCGUCAAUGUUAUCACAAGCAUCAAUCAACUGCAGACAUAAUUCGUAACGGUGCGUGAUAAUACGUGAUAAUACGUGAUAAUUCACUUGCUGCAAGGACCACACCGAUAACGCGAAGGGAUAUACACUGAAAUAUGUUGUAAUAUCAAUCGAAUUUGAUUUUUAUUUUCAUUUGAUGGUCGUUCGUUGUUGAUAAUAUCAUUGUAAGACCCCCUUUAUCAAAAAUAAAGUCUUGAAGAACGCCA